GAAUUACAAAAGGAAAGUACAGAGAGAAAGCUAUCUUGAAUCUCCUAAGAGAAACAAGCCAAAGCCACAAGGCUCUAACUAACCAACUAACUUUCCCAAUUACAAUUCCAUCUAUUUAUACUAUCUUCCUUAGUGUAACCGUUUCUUCUCCUCACUUGCAGGUGACAAGUCAUCAUUAGCUUCUCACUUAACACGUCAUUAGCUUACGUGGUCAUAUCAAGAACCUCAUCAGCACGGUUCCUCCGAGGUAUGUACGGUCUGAUCUAGACAAAGCUGAGAUCGACAGUGAUUUAACAACCGAGAUCCCAAUCAUCAACAUGAACCUUUUGUGUUCUUCAACCUCCAUGGAUUCAGAGAUUGACAAGCUCGACUCUGCAUGCAAAGAGUGGGGAUUUUUCCAGCUUAUAAACCAUGGAAUAGACUCAAGUUUCUUGGACAAGAUCAAGUCAGAGAUUCAAGACUUCUUCAACCUUCCCAUGACAGAGAAGAAGAACCUUUGGCAACGACCAGGUGAGAUCGAAGGGUUUGGACAAGCUUUUGUGGUUUCAGAGGAACAGAAACUUGACUGGGGAGACAUGUUCUUCAUCACCAUGCAACCUCUUCAUUUACGCAAGCCUCACUUGUUUCCCAAGUUAGCUCCUCCCUUCAGAGAUACACUAGAGAAGUACUCAGAUGAAGUGAAAAGCAUAGCUAAGAUCUUAUUAGCGAAAAUGGCAAGAGCCCUGGAGAUCAAACCUGAGGAAAUGGAAUACUUGUUUAGUGACGACUUAGGACAGAAGCUGAGGAUGAACUACUACCCUCCUUGUCCUGAGCCGGACCAGGUUAUUGGUCUAACUCCACAUUCAGAUGCUACAGGACUCACCAUCCUCUUGCAGGUGAAUGAAGUGGAAGGUCUCCAGAUCAAGAAAAAUGGAAAGUGGGUUUCAGUCAAACCACUAAAUCAUGCUUUCGUUGUGAAUAUUGGAGACAUGUUAGAGAUGAUAACGAAUGGGACAUACAAAAGCAUAGAGCAUCGUGGGGUUGUGAACUCAGAGAAAGAGAGGCUUUCUAUGGCGACGUUUCACAAUACGGGAACGGGUAAAGAGAUUGGUCCGUUGAGAAGUCUCGUUGAAAGGCAAAAGGGUGCAUGUUUCAGAACCGUGACCCCUGAAGAGUAUUUCAAAGGCUUGGCCUCCCGUGAGCUUGAUGGGAAAGCUUUCCUUGAUGUUUGGAGAAUCUAAAGGACAACAAUGCUGCCAAAUAAACUUUGUCUUCUCCGACCGUUCUUGGUGUAGUAGAUGUAUACUAUGUUUCUCCUUUGUUAAAUCUCUAUCUAUGCUUAGACAAUCCCGCUCUUCAUGUAUUGUGCAAAGCUUAAUAUAAUAAAACUAGAAAGCAACGUUUUGGCAGCAGCACACAAGAUAGUCGUUAUCAUAACAGUUAAUCGUUGGUGCAUCAUUCAUUCUAUAAUAAUCUAAGGACACAAAAGACUUUUUUUCAAAGGGAAACACUAACUAAACACUUGCAGAAAAAUUCCUUGGCCUAGUGGUACCACUGAUCAAAUAUAAAAAUGACCAUCAAGAAUUCAGUGGAGAAAGUGAAAGUGUACUUCUAACAAUUUGGAUCAUCCAAAUGCCCAAAAGUUUCGUUCCAAUGAUUUGAAGCUUCUUCUUGUGUCCGCCUAAUCCAUAUAUGUUUUGAUGCAUCUGCUUUCUCUUGCUCUUCUAGAAUUUUCUGCAGUUGUCAAACCUUAAAUAUUAUGGAACAUAACAGAUACUCUCAUCCUACUAUAUAAAAGGAGCUAAAUCCUAGCUUCCUAAGCCUUGCCACAUGAACAAAAUAAUCAGAACCAACCAUUAUGCCAUGUCAUACCGGACUGGACUUUAAAAAAAAAAACCAACCAUUAAAAUAUGCGAAGAGUCACGGUUUAACCUGGUUCAACUACAGUUACAUCAUAAUAAAACAAUGCAUGCAUUGAUUGUUGAUUAUUAGUCUUCUAACUACCACAUCUUUGCCAUCCUAAAUCAAAAUCGAUUUUUACAACUUUAACUUGCCCCAUACUUAAUAUUCUUAUAGCUGGUGAACAAUUUAAUUUAGAAAAUCGUUAUAUUUCAUGUCAAAAAUGCCUACUGUAUUCAUUGAAAAUUAAAUAACAUAUAUUCUACCAUUAGGAUCAAGAACUCUAAUCUGAAGACUAUAUAUUCAUCCCCUCUCACUCUGAAAAAACCACCACCGCCAACCGUUCAAGAUUUUGUGUAAGUCAAUAUUUGAAAGUCACAAUUUUGUCAAUUUUUUGGCAUAAGUGAUAUGUUUAUGAGUUGGAUAGUUAAGUCCGUAUGCGGUUGGGGACGUGGGGUUUGGCUCACCUUCCACUGUUUAUUUUCAAUUGUUUUAAUAAUAGAUUCAUAUUGAUAAUCUGUGCGAACAAACAUAUAAGAUUUUAGUUGGUUAAGAUUAAACAUAGACCGACAAUCUUCCGUCUUUAGCUAUUGGUCUCCGCCAAAAAAAUUUGAUUUAAUAUAAUAGUUCCUGCCUGCUAAGCUACUACAAUUGUAGUUCACGUCUAUCGGUCAUAUAAAAUAUUUAGUUUUUCUUUGGCUUUAUAAGAUUUUAGUUUGUAAUUAAUCUCAUGGUUCGAUUUUAUCCAUUGAGACCUUUUUCACUAUGUUUUAUUAUCAAACCAUUUCACUUUGCCUAACAUUUAAAUAUUCUUUCCUUUGUUUAAGGAUUGAUUGUUCCUCAAUACCAUGGUCAAACCAACCGCCAAAGAUCUUCCGCUUAUGGGAGGUAUUUUGAAUUUACAAGUGCAUUUUUGAAUCAAAAACAUUAUUAGUAUUGAUAUAUUAAUUUAAUACUUUAAUCCAAAUCUUUAAUAAAACAAAUAUAAAAUACAAAUUAUGUUUUAUAUAUAUAUAUAUAUAUAUUUAUAUUUUUGACUAUUUACAUCUUAUUAAAUUUGAAGUGCACAAAAAAAAGAAAAGUUACAUCUUAUCUGAUAAGAUUCCAAAUAUAUAAAUACAAUGCUACGUUUUGAUUUUUGUUUAUUGCUACGAAACGUUUUAAAAACUUGGGAAAAGGUAAAAAUACAGACGACAUGACCGACCACUCCUUUUCUCCUGGUUUGCAAGAAUCUAAUUGAGUUGCUUAAUAUUUGUUCCAAAUUAAUAUAUAGUCCCAUCAGAAUCAUAAAUUAAUAAUCUAUCUCUAUAUAAUUUUAUAUAAGUACUAAAUAAAGAUAUUUUUGUUCAUUUUAUAGUUACAAAACUCUAAUAAAACAAAUAUAAACAUUAUUA
Brassica rapa (field mustard) is the source of this 3272-nucleotide messenger RNA. RefSeq names its product protein SRG1. The record is from RefSeq and is a predicted model, not a curated record. Lineage: Eukaryota; Viridiplantae; Streptophyta; Magnoliopsida; Brassicales; Brassicaceae.